This is a messenger RNA of Triticum dicoccoides, 2664 nucleotides long. RefSeq names its product putative disease resistance protein RGA1. The record is from RefSeq and is a predicted model, not a curated record. The coding region runs from base 1076 to 1804 and encodes 242 amino acids. The transcript is spliced from 2 exons. NCBI's taxonomy places the organism in Eukaryota, Viridiplantae, Streptophyta, Magnoliopsida, Poales, Poaceae.
AGCAACAGCAGAGGAUGAGAGGAGGCAGCACCGCCGCCCGACGCCGUACGCCUGGCCCCGCAGCCGUCGGCUCGCCGGUGCACUCGUCCGCCGCCACUCGCCCUCCACCCUCACCGUGGUGGCAGGCUAGAUGCAGCUCAACAACUAAGGCGAGAGAUCCCGUUUCCUUUCAACAGAUUGGUUUCGAGGGAGGUCGGUUGAAUUUUCUCAGGUUUCAGUUAUGGCUCAUUCGGAGAGAAAAAAGUAUCCACUCCAUCAAUAUCACGAUACAAAUAUCGUAUUCGAACCGUAUAUAUACCCUUUAGCUUCUUUGAGAACUAAAUAUGCGCUUUGGGGCUCCUUUGGACACAAAGAAAUUUCUGCAGACUGAAACUGUAGUAGGACUUGGUCAGUGCAUGCCAAGUCUCUCCUUGACAGAUACGCUAUGCUCCGAACUGCUGUUCAAGUUCGGGCUAGUUGAAUACUAGGUUCAGAUGAUAAUGAAGUGUUGGCAGCAAAGAACCAAGGGUUGGUUCUCAGUCAAGUCUGUUUGAUUGAUGCAGCGAAAAAUAUGUGGUGAUGCUUCAGCAACAACGACCGGACAGUUGGUUCUCAGUCAAGUCUGUCUCAUAGAAAGAUACAUGGUGAUGGUCCGCCAACAAAGAUCCAAGAGUUAGUCAGAUCUGUGUGGCGAUGGCUCGUCAACAAUGGCCCAAGAGAUCUAGUGUUGUACCUGCCAUUAGGAACCAGUCAUGUCUAUGUGAUAAAGCAACAAAAGUUGCAACCCGAUACAACGGAUGGGGUGCAUGGAAUCGAUCCAAUUCUAGUGAGUGGAGCACUGGCCAUUUUCUGUGGUAAAACGUUUUACUAUUGACCAGCAAGGUUGACUUUGCUAACCAGUGUUCAUUCCUGAGGAUACAAGUCCCCCUAGUCCCAAAUCGAUCCCUCCUUUUUUGACCAGGAACCAUGACUUUGAUAACCAACAAUGACCAUGGAGGCAGGGGCAGAGCAUAAAAGGAGUUUGCAGAGACAUGAACUAUUCAACUUCCAAGCUCAGCGUUCAUUCCCGAGGUACAAGCCCCCCUAGUCCCCGCAAAUGGAGAUUUUCAUUUCUGCGUUGAUGGGUGAACUCAUAUCAAGAUCCAUGAGUUCCAUCAUCAACAAAUACUCCAAGCCACCGGCGGAGGCCGUGGAGGCUGGCUUAGAGAGGAUUCUACUCGGGGGGCAGGUCAUCAUCGACGAGGCCAUGGGGCGGCACAUCACAAACCAUGGAAUGCUCCAGCAGCUUAGCAUGCUGAGGUAUGCCAUGUACCAAGGCUACUAUGUGCUCGACACCUUCAGAUGCCAAGCAUACCAAGAAGAGGAGAAUAUUCAGGCUGUGAGUCAAUCUGGGGUCGUGUCCAAAUUUCGUUAUGCACAAUGGCUCUGUCUCUCCAGCGGCAACAGCAAGAAAACAUCAGAAGCGCUUGAAGAGGCCCUCGACGGUUUGAGAUCCAUGAUUCUUGAUGCCAGUGAGAUGGUGAGGUUCCUGACAACAUAUCCUCGCUUGCAUCGUCAGCCUUACAGCAUGCAUCUCUUGCUGGACAAGUGCAUGUUUGCCCGCCAGAGGGAGACAGAAGUAGUUAUGAACUUCCUUCUGUGCACACAAUCUUGCACUGGUAGCUUCGAUGUGCUCCCAAUUGUUGGUCCAGAGAAUGUUGGAAAGAGCACUCUUGUCGGUCAUAUCUGCGAAGACGAAAGAGUACAUGAUCGUUUCCCCCAGAUUAUUUUUUUCAGGCAUGAUAAUUUCAGAGCUGAAGACGUAGCCGCUUUGAGAGGCAGAUGAGCAGCAAGAUAUGAGAAUAAUGAGAGAUUGCUGAUCAUCAUCGACAUAGUUGGGGAUCUUGAUGAAGAUCUGUGGGAAAACCUGUGCUCUCUUUGCCGACAGAGCACUACAGGUGGUAGUAAAAUCAUUAUCACAAGCCGGUCUGACAAGAUCACAAAGCUUGGAACAACACAGACUCUAGUACUGAAGCAUCUGUCUGAUGAGGCAUUCUGGUAUUUUUUCAAGGUGAUUACAUUUGGAAGUACAGAUCCCAAGAUGCACCCGAGGCUUGUGUAUUUGGCAAUGGAGAUAGCAAAAUUGAUGUAUAAUCUCGCUGAAGCAAGCAUCACUGCAUGUGUAUUGAGAGCCAAUUUUAACAUCGAUUUCUGGUGCAAGGUUCUGGCAUUCCGACGAGGGUGCAUGCAGAAGCAGCUCUGUAAGUUUGGGGUGCAUCCGUGUGAACUUCUCAGUGGGAAUAAACCUGUGUAUCUUCAACGAAUGGGUAGAACUACUGAAGAUGUUCUUGUUCUUGGUACUAAUCAGACAUGCUGUUCUGAAGAGGAAGUUCCCAAGAUAAUGGCCGUAGAUGUUUUGUGUGGAAUCGCCAGGCCUCAAGGGGGGACAUUUAAGGUCCUUCUAUGGAAGUCUCGGAUACCGCCCUACCAUACCUACAUCCAAACUUAUGAGAUUCGAGAGCUGCAAGCUAGAGCGGUGAAGAGGAAGCGCCCUCUGAUGAAUGGUAUUAGACAUGUUUAGUUUUGCUCAUGUAAGUCGUCUAUACUCUUGUGCUGCUAUUUUCUGCUAUGUUGUAUAACUGAAAAAUAAGGUAUGCUAUCGAGACAUACAUUUCUUUUAUUAUGCCCCUUGGCCAAGUUUCUUCA